AUGAGCACAACUGUCCUUGAUCGUACGGUGAUGGGUAGCAGUGGGGAGAAGAGUGUGAAGGGUUUUCAGGGGAAGAAGGAAGGGUUCCGGGGAGGAGUGCCGAAAGGGUGUUUGCCCAUAAAGGUGGGUCAAGGAGAAGAGCAACAAAGGUUCGUGGUGCCUGUGAUGUACUUCAAUCACCCCCUCUUCAUGCAGCUUCUCAAGGAGGCAGAGGAAGAAUUUGGGUUCGAUCAAAAAGGAACCAUAACCAUCCCUUGUCAUGUCCAGGAAUUCAGGACCGUUCGAGGCAUCAUAGACAGAGAAAAGUCCCUCUUUCACCACAAUCAUGUUCGCUGCUUCGGCUUCUGA
Sphenostylis stenocarpa is the source of this 348-nucleotide messenger RNA. The record is from the annotation of a GenBank genome assembly. Lineage: Eukaryota; Viridiplantae; Streptophyta; Magnoliopsida; Fabales; Fabaceae.